Molecule: messenger RNA, 1941 nt
Organism: Eimeria acervulina
Lineage: Eukaryota; Apicomplexa; Conoidasida; Eucoccidiorida; Eimeriidae
Exons: 1
Coding region: 1-1941 (646 amino acids)
Source: RefSeq, a predicted model, not a curated record
AUGAGCAGGCCUGCUGGCUCUUCGGCUGAGGACUAUUUGAAGUCCUCGGGCGGCGUCCGCAGGGAGACGGCCUUACAGACACAUGCAGGAGUGCGCAUAUUAAGGGGAUUUACUCAGUUUCCCAGAUUUACUUACAAAGCAAAGGCCUCGUUUCCGCUUCAUGCGUAUAGAUUAACCCUCACGGUGGCCUGCUUGGCAGUUGUCUUCGUGGCGCUGCGUUGCUUCCACUUCGGAACACCUCGUUUUGGGGAGGGCCAUCCUACCAGAUGGCUUGCUGGUGGGGGAGACGAGCCAUGCCAAUCGGGGUGGGGAGCGCAGGAAGGUGAAGAAGCAGAGCUGAGCGGUCUGAGACACCCGCGUCGUUGGGUUGGGGAGCUGGGGAGUAGCGGCACUCCACCGUGUCACGUUCAGCAGGAACGCGUGUCAACGCUACGAAUAACGAAUGCAUUACCUGAUGCACAGACUAGAGAAGCUGGAGCGGACCGGAUCGCUGGAAGCAGUCGCCAUGAGGGAACGUACGGAGGUAAUAAUGAAUGGAGAGAGCAGCUGCUGUCUCAAUCUGUUCGACUGCAACUUGUAAAUUUGUUUAUGACUAUGGAGAAUGCCUCCCAUUGUUGCGCUUCUCUCCUGCCUGUGUUGAAGACUGAUCAAGCUCUGCGGCUUGCGUUUAAGGUGUUGCGUGUUUUUGCACUGGAGUUGGGAGCUCUUGCGAUUGUUCCCUCAUCCUUCCAACAUCUGCGCCUACGCGCAGGACAAGCUCUCAUUUCGUUGGCCUACGUAUCUCUCCACAAUGGCGGAAUUUGUAGCACUCAUGAGAGGGUGUGCCAAGAGCUCCACUCACUAGCAGGGCUGGUCGCAGGCAUCAGAGAGCCCUCCUUCAUGCAUUUACAGACGCCCACGAGACUCCUACACAUCAAACUAUCUGCGAUCGUGAAUGCAGGUGUCUUGGUAAUUGGCUUUUCCUUGAAUGUGCUGCUGGGACUCUCGCAGCACGCUAGCGGUUCAAGCCAAGGACUGCCACCGGCCUUGGUGGAACAGCAGCUCGCCGUUUUGGAUGCCUUGGCCGAGGCACACGGGAGCAUUAUUGUCAGGGAUACAGUUGUUCGACAUCAUAUCAGUACAUGGCAGCGGCACAGAAGGGUUUGGCUCCUCCUGAGUGAAGAGCAGUUCAGGCUGCGGCGAGCUCCACUGCCAUCUACCAGCAGCGCAAUGCAAACUAUCAUCGAUGCAGUGGAAGGCGCUGGCGGUCUUCUACCACCUCCGCCGAAGACUCUUGUAGGCUCCCCUGUAGUGAUGCCGGGCCCAUGGCAAGGAGGGUGGAGUACGCUGGAUUCACAAGAGAACAAUAGGGUUCCUUGCUCGUCUGACAGUUUAGGUGGGCCGCCAUUCGCUGCACUUUCAGUGUGGAAUCGCCAGCAACAAAUUCAGGUCGCUGGACAGAUGCACUCACAUCUACAAGACAUCCCAGCGUCUCAGAGCUCAGGACGCGUGGUACGAACAGCUGUGGGAUCGGCGAUGUGGAUGAGAGCCGACAGUCAGGCUCCUGCUGAGUCCCGUCCGAGGCAACCUCCGGUUUAUCAUCCACAGCGUGGCAUUCAUUGCCUGUUUGGUGCACCACCAGGACAGGCGGUCUCUCUGCAGCACUUCAGUGCAGGAUUUGCCCAUUUCGCUUCACCUAAUAUUCCUCAAGGACGCUCGAGUGCGAUGCUUUUUUCGCGAGAGGUUUCUAACCUCCCAUCCUACAGCGGGAGCAGGAGACAGGCCAGGGCUGCCUCCGGAGAACGGCUUCCAACCGCAUCUACUACAGAUGCUUUCGCAGUUCCCAUACCAGCUGAAUCUGCACAGGAGCGAUUUACACUGAUUGCUGAGCAAGCAAGUGCGCGUCCAGGGUUUGCGCCGUUGACGAACACAACAGGACAGGACAGGGGCAAGGUGCCUUGA